AUGCUGCUGGAGGAGAAGGAGGCAUGUAGAACCACCACUACAAGUCCUACGACUACGACGUCUACUACAACAUCAGCGUCCAUGACAACAGCUACAACAUUUAUCACUACUUUAGAGCCAACUAUUUCUACAAUGGCACCAAUGGAGUCCACUACUUCUUCCAUGGUACCAAUAGAGUCCACUACUUUUACCAUGGUAACCAUGGGGUCCACUACUGUUACAAUGGUACCAAUGGAGUCCACUACAUCUACACUGGCACCUAUGGAGUCCACUACUUCUACCAUGGUACCAAUGGAGUCCACCUCGGCUGGGACCACUGCUUCCACGUCACCGACGUUAAGUGAAUCCACAGAUUCUACCAUGACUAAUACAUCAAGCGUGGAAUAUACCACUAAAUCUAUUUCAACCACUAUGGAGCCAACAACACCUUAUGGGACUACCACUAAGGAAAUGUCAACGUCCACGUCUUCUUCAGAAGUUUUAACCACUUCUACGACGCCAGGAGAACCAGUAAUUUCUACGUCUUCCACUACUAUUGAAUCGAUUAUAACUUCCGGAAUCCAGUCAACUACAGAUAGCUCUUGGACAUCCUUUAUUUCGGUGGAGUGCCUUCCAGAACGAAAGAGAAACUUUGCACGACAAGAAAAUCCAAUUUCAAUUGGUGUCGCUGGAAUAAAAAUUCUCGAAGGUUUAUACGAAGAAAUGCUCUUCUACAAAGCUCUUCUUGCUAUCCUUGCCUCCACUGCUGUCGUUUGGGCUCUUCCAGUGCUUGGUGAUUCUAACGGACUCCUCAACGGUCUUACUGGAAAACUCAACGGUGCUCUUGGGAACACAACACUUGGGAAUCUUAAUAUUGCCGAGUUGAUUGAUCUUGACAAGUUGCUUGGUCAAAUUCUGGGACAACUUGAAAAUGUCAAAGAAACUGCUUCUGGUGCUGCUUCAAAUGUUGUUGAUACUGCUUCAGGUGCUAUCCCAGGACCUGUAUCCGGUGCUAUCGAAGCCGCCCAAAACGCUGCUUCUGGUGUUGUUGAUACUGCUUCAAAAAUGAUCCCUACUGGAAUUGUCAAUGAGGCUCUAAACACUGCCUCUGAUCCUGUUAAUACUAUUGUCGAUGCUGCUUCAGAUGCAACCAGUGACUAA
Messenger RNA from Caenorhabditis briggsae, 1140 nucleotides. NCBI's taxonomy places the organism in Eukaryota, Metazoa, Nematoda, Chromadorea, Rhabditida, Rhabditidae. The transcript has 4 exons. The record is from RefSeq and is a predicted model, not a curated record. The coding region runs from base 1 to 1140 and encodes 379 amino acids.